AUGCAGUGGCUCUUCAAAGAUGACCUCGUCCAAGUUCUCGACGUCGGCGGCUCUAUUGCGUCUUGGUACCAAGGCAGCGGCCAAAGACUGCACUUCACCGCCUUGUCUCGCCCCGUUCCCAGCAGAACCAUGUCAGUUGUCGUUCAGGUACUCUUUAAUUUCGAACUGAGUACAAACAACCUCAAGCGCGUUCGUGUUUCGCGCGACAGAGGGAAGUUCUGA
Molecule: messenger RNA, 222 nt
Organism: Fusarium redolens
Lineage: Eukaryota; Fungi; Ascomycota; Sordariomycetes; Hypocreales; Nectriaceae
Exons: 1
Coding region: 1-222 (73 amino acids)
Source: RefSeq, a predicted model, not a curated record